GGAGGAUCAUUCUCUGGAUUUCCUACAAAUGCGUCCGUUAGCGAGAUUAACCUUCCAACAUCAAAAAGCGAAUUAUUUGCUGCUGGAUUCGACCAAAACUCUCUGGUUUGUCCAAGCGCACCAAGUAUCUCGGUUCCAACGCCUACUAAACCUCCACCAGCUCUUCAACCUCCUUCCACAGGCAUUCCCAGGAAUGUUUCUGUUACUGGUCUUGUUGCAAAAGUGUUCGAAACAAGCGAACAACAGAGAAAUCUUGCCCGUGGGAAGUGUCGACGAACCAUUUACAGUCGUCAUCUCCUCGAGAGCGUGCCCGCGUCACCAACUCCACCUCCCGUAGGUGUUUCAUUUAAUCGUGCCUAUUUUUCACGCCCAGUCUCUGCUAGCUUUCAUGCAUGA
This is a messenger RNA of Strongylus vulgaris, 396 nucleotides long. The record is from the annotation of a GenBank genome assembly. NCBI's taxonomy places the organism in Eukaryota, Metazoa, Nematoda, Chromadorea, Rhabditida, Strongylidae.